Pseudogymnoascus verrucosus is the source of this 1392-nucleotide messenger RNA. RefSeq lists its product as uncharacterized. Lineage: Eukaryota; Fungi; Ascomycota; Leotiomycetes; Thelebolales; Thelebolaceae. The record is from RefSeq and is a predicted model, not a curated record. The coding region runs from base 1 to 1392 and encodes 463 amino acids. The transcript is spliced from 3 exons.
AUGAAGCUCAUCAAUCUCGCCUUUUUCAUCCUUCCAUUCUUCACCGCAGUAUCUGCUGUUGCGGUUGCGGAACCUGCUGCCCCUGCCUUCGAAUUCAAAGUCAAGAAAGAUGCAGAUGUUGCCAGCACUGUAGAAGUCCGCCGCGAAUUCGCGGAGGAAGGCAAUCUCCAAAAGCGAGCUUGCACAAACAACGGCUGCACUUGCGCCAAGGGCUCUGCACAGGGGCAGUACUGCGGAUACUGUAAUGCCGUCACCGGCAAGGGGAGUGCUUCCUUGUGGGAGCUGGAGUUCGCAGUCGCCAGCACCCAUCUUAACAACAACGACCCCCAUCCCGACCACCCAGGCCGCAUCCACUUUGCCCGGUCGGAUCAGUGCCGUCUCACUCCAGACUCGGAACAGCGUGCCAGAGUCCAUGAAGCCAUUUAUGUCGCUUUGCACUCUGCCGGUCUUCCGAUGGGACCCCAGCCAAUCUGCGAUUACAUGUCCUGGUUCGUAACCGAUGAUCUUACCAUCGAUCCUCCACACAGAAAUGCGCCGUGCAACAGCCCAGUCUACCGCUGGCACUCCGCUGAAGUUAUCUUGCCGGCACUGUACUUUCGUCCCGAGUCACUGACCCAAAUCCGCGUAGCCUGCGCAACUAUCUCCACUGAGUUCCGUGUGGCAGCCACAAGAACUACAGGAUUACAUGUCCACGUCGGAGAUGGCGCCGAUGGAUUCAGUCACAGUACGGUCCGAAACCUCAUAACUCUACUCUGGGGGUUUGAGCCACAGCUGCAGACGCUAUUUCCUCCUCACCGCCACAGCCAAACUUGGUGUAUGCCCUUGCGUGUCGACUCGAUGUACGCAUGGCGUCAUCCUGACUGGACCAUUGCCACCUUUCUUGAGGACAUGUUCAGUUCUAAGUUUGGGACCGUUGGAGCGCUCGUGCGCGCAUUUGAAGUGUUCGGUGGAGAUCGGUGUGCUGUUGAAUUCUCUAACCUAGAUGACCCUAUGGUCGCCAUCAAGCAGACGAUCGAGUUCAGGGCUCAUCCUGGGACGCUAGAUGGGGACGAUGUGAUCAUGUGGGUGAAAACUGUGGUAGGGCUUGUACAGUGGGCUCGAGAAGCUGAUUCGAGCCAGCUUAUGUCCCUAAUGGCGUACGCUGAGGCAGGAAAUGGUGAGUUUAGUAUUACAAGCUUGCUGAAGAUGCUGGGUUUACCUGAGCAGGUGGAGUUUUACAAGGGAAAAUUGCAUCCGCUUAUAGUGGCGGCAGAGAAUGCUGGGAGAGAAUACGAGAUUCAAGAUCUCGCAAGGCCAAGAACGGACGUCUUGGAAGAGUUUGGAAUUGGUGCAGAUGGGGUAGCGACAAGGGAUAAUUGGACGGAGGAUCUGAUUUUCGAUCCAUACUGCUGA